Messenger RNA from Rhagoletis zephyria (snowberry fruit fly), 1065 nucleotides. RefSeq names its product glycoprotein 3-alpha-L-fucosyltransferase A-like. Gene Ontology annotation, molecular function: fucosyltransferase activity. Lineage: Eukaryota; Metazoa; Arthropoda; Insecta; Diptera; Tephritidae. The record is from RefSeq and is a predicted model, not a curated record. Gene Ontology annotation, cellular component: membrane.
GGGAACUGGGGCGACGCUGGGCUGAAGCUCGGACAAGGCCGUUUCCUCGAUGACCACUGUCCGGUCAGCAGCUGUUCGCUGGUGGACGACGUUGAGGCCAUUUCCGAGGUUGAUGCGGUGAUCUUCAAGGACCGAUUUAGUUGGCCACGAUUCGGCAGACCUUUAGGUCAACUGUGGAUCCUCUUUCUCCUUGAGGGACCUAGGCAUACGCAGCUGUUUAGCAGCAUCCAGGAGAAUACCUUCAACUGGACGGCCACCUAUCGGCAUGACUCGGACCUGGUGACGCCCUACGAGAAGUUUGUCACCUAUGAAUCGCUUUAUGGAGGUGGUGGUGAUGAGGGUGAUGAUGAAGGUGAUUCAAUGCCGGAAAACGUCGACCUUUUCCGCUCGGUAAUGCUCAGCGAUGGUGGUGAUAAUAAUGUGGUGAAGCCAAGAAAUUACGCCGAGGGCAAGACUAAAAAGGUGGCAAUCUUUAUCAGCAACUGCGCCGCUCAAAAUAAACGGCUAGAGUACACUCGAGAGCUCUCAAAACACAUUGAGGUGGACAUCUACGGGAACUGCGGCAAGUUGAAAUGUCCACGUAGCAAACCGGAAGAGUGCUUUGCAAUGCUAAAUCGGGACUACAAGUUUUACCUCGCCUUUGAGAACUCCAACUGUCGGGACUACAUCACCGAAAAGUUCUUCGUCAACAGCCUCGGCCACAACUCCGACUCGCUCAACAUUGUCCCCGUGGUAAUGGGCGGAAGUCAGGAGGACUACCGCCGAUCCGCCCCCGCCCACUCCUUCAUCCACGUCGACGACUUCCGGUCGCCGGCCCUGCUCGCCCGGUACCUCAGCUACCUCGACGGCAACGACACCGCCUACAGCGAGUUCUUUGACUGGAAGAGUUUCGACCGGGGGCCCAGGACCGGGGAGUUUAUCAACACCUAUUUUUGGUGCCGCCUCUGUGCGCUGCUUCACGCCCCGCCGGUGCACCGGAAGUCGACGGUCAGCUAUAAAAGCAUGGCGCAGUGGUGGGCGCCCAAGGGCGUCUGCUUGAAGGGAUUUAGCAGGUGGCCUGAGUAA